UGCGCUGAAUUAUGUGUUUUCGAUGAUUUGGCUACAAAAACCAAUUGCACUGGUCCUUGGAUGACCGGUAUAUCGCAGCAACCAUGCGAUAACAACAAGCCAAUGCGUGCCUUAAUAAAGGAUUACGAAAUCUACUAUGAAAGUGACGAAGAUAUUGAAUGCGAUUGCAAACGUCCUUGUAAUGAGCGUAUUUAUUCGACAUUAAUACAAAGCAGAACACAACUUAAUUCGGGUCAGCAAUAUACCCAAGUAUGGAUUUAUUAUUCCACAAAAUUAGUUUCGAUGGUGGAAGAACGUCCGAGCUAUGACACUACACAAUUUAUAGCUGACAUUGGUGGCUCAUUGGGUUUUUUACUAGGUCUCUCUGUCCUAGGAUUAAUCGGCAUAUUGGAACAUCUUACCUUAUUUUUCUGCGGAGGAUUAGUAAAAACGCAAUUAAAACACGAGAAUCAGUUACAAGACGAAGCAGAUCGUCAAUCCCAAAAAAGUGUGCAACUGAAAUAA
This is a messenger RNA of Bactrocera oleae (olive fruit fly), 504 nucleotides long. RefSeq names its product pickpocket protein 19-like. The record is from RefSeq and is a predicted model, not a curated record. Gene Ontology annotation, cellular component: plasma membrane. Gene Ontology annotation, molecular function: ligand-gated sodium channel activity. Lineage: Eukaryota; Metazoa; Arthropoda; Insecta; Diptera; Tephritidae. Gene Ontology annotation, biological process: sodium ion transmembrane transport.